AGCCAAUCCGUUUCCGUCAAAAACACACUGAAGUUCUGCGUAGGAAUUUCUUCACUUUCUUCCUUCCCAUCACCAUCAUUUUAAGAAAUACAACACUUGAAAUCUCGAAACGGAUGAUUGUCGAAGCUUCGAUCCCAAAAAAAGGAAACAGCGCUCUCGAUUUUCUUCUUAUUCAUUCAAAGGCGAUUCUAUGGCUGCGCGCGAUGCAAGGGCUCAAAGUGGUUUGCAUCUAUUUUGCUUGUGCACGAGAGUGCUUUCAGUCAGGAGGAUGUCUUACGAAUUUGGGGAACAAAAAAAAUUAUGCGGAUAACCAAUGGAAUAAUGGUGACUUUGCAGAGGUUGGCAUUGGCCUCAUAGGCUUUGGUUUCUUUUUCACAUUUUUGGGUGUUAUUCUCUUCUUUGACCGGGGCUUGCUCGCUUUGGGAAAUAUAAUUUGGUUGUCCGGAGUAGCUCUUUUACUUGGUUGGCACUCAACAUGGCAGCUGUUUACAAAGAGAAUGAACUACAAGGGUUCUGUGUCAUUUUUUGUGGGGCUCUUCCUCAUAUUUGUUCGUUGGCCUAUUUUCGGGAUCAUCUUGGAAAUAUAUGGUUCCAUCGUUCUUUUUGGUGGUUUCUGGCCUUCUGUCAAGGUUGCGCUAUAUCAGAUUCCAGUUGUGGGAUGGUUUCUACAAUACCCAGUUAUGUUUCUUGACCGUAUGAGGCGGAGCUUUGGUUGAAGAAAUUAUUGGCGGUUGUGCCUGCCAUCUCACAUGCUGUUUGAGGGCCAGUAUACCGAUCGUUUGCUCCUUGAAUCGCUAACCAUUGCAACAUGAAAUAGCACAGUAUACUAACAUCACACCCUUUCAAGGAAAUCAUUUCUGCUAUACAAUUGUACAAAUGUAUUGUCUUUAAAUAUCAUCACAUUGUUCUAUAAAUUGCACUUUUAUCUUACAAGUUGACACAAAGAUUAUCUUGAUCUUAUUUUCUUUCCCUAUAGAAUUUAAACAACUGAAAAUGUAUACAACAGGAAACCCAUCCACUGGGUGAAAAAGGCCCGUCUCUGGCUUUAAAAUCAA
Magnolia sinica is the source of this 1055-nucleotide messenger RNA. RefSeq names its product vesicle transport protein GOT1. Lineage: Eukaryota; Viridiplantae; Streptophyta; Magnoliopsida; Magnoliales; Magnoliaceae. The record is from RefSeq and is a predicted model, not a curated record. The transcript has 8 exons. Bases 114 to 716 code for a protein of 200 amino acids. Gene Ontology annotation, biological process: endoplasmic reticulum to Golgi vesicle-mediated transport; retrograde transport, endosome to Golgi.